This is a messenger RNA of Haplochromis burtoni (Burton's mouthbrooder), 4507 nucleotides long. RefSeq names its product kelch repeat and BTB (POZ) domain containing 8 (gene kbtbd8). NCBI's taxonomy places the organism in Eukaryota, Metazoa, Chordata, Actinopteri, Cichliformes, Cichlidae. The record is from RefSeq and is a predicted model, not a curated record. The transcript is spliced from 5 exons. The coding region runs from base 90 to 1904 and encodes 604 amino acids. Gene Ontology annotation, molecular function: protein binding.
UCUUGCGAUUGGCUGUUCCUUGUUUCCGGGGCUCCGCUCUGCACUCAUUUGACGUUUCUGUCGGUCUGCUCUGAGACAGACUGGAGAGAAUGGCUGCCAGUGGAGAGGUAGGGAAGCUGUUACAAGUACAAAAUGGGACGCUUCCAAUCACCAACUACAAUGGGGUAGAUGCUGUUCAUGCUUGUAACAUCCUGCAGCAGCUCAAAGCCUUGUACGAUGAAGCACAGCUCACAGACAUCGUUGUAGAAGUGGACCAUGGCAAGACUUUCUCAUGCCACAGAAAUGUUCUUGCUGCAAUCAGCCCAUAUUUUAGGUCCAUGUUCACCAGUGGCCUUACAGAGAGCAGUCAGCGUGAGGUUCGAAUUGUUGGCGUGGAAUCUGAAUCCAUGCACCUUGUCCUAGAUUAUGCCUACACAUCCAGGGUCUCGCUCUCUGAGUCUAAUGUCCAGGCCCUAUUCACUGCAGCCAGCAUUUUCCAGAUCCCUGCCCUGCAGGACCAGUGUGCCCAGUUCAUGAUCAGCCGACUUGACCCUCAGAACUGUAUAGGAGUCUUUAUGUUUGCUGAUGCAUAUGGGCACCAGGAACUGAGGGAACGCUCACAGGAUUAUAUCCGCAAGAAGUUCUUGUGUGUAUCACGGGAGCAAGAGUUCCUCCAGAUGACCAAGGAGCAGUUGGUCAGCAUUUUGAAUAAUGAUGACCUCAAUGUGGAAAAGGAAGAGCAUGUCUAUGAGAGCAUUGUCCGCUGGCUAGAGCAUGAUCUGUCUGGCCGUGAAACUCAUCUAGCUGAGGUUUUUUCCCAGUGUAUCCGUCUGCCCUUGCUGGAUGAGGCCUUUCUCAAUCGGAUACCUCCCCCCUUUGCUUGCGCCCUCUCCCUUUCAACAGACUCUGCUGAGGCCAAAGCUCGCCUCACUGGCACAAAUGGUUGUCCACAGCGCCUGGGUAUGACUGCUUCUGAGAUGGUCAUCUGCUUUGAUGCUGCUCAUAAACACUCAGGUAAGAAGCAGACGGUGCCUUGUCUGGACACGGCGACAGGAAGGGUGUUCAAACUCUGCAAACCACCUAAUGAUCUCCGGGAGGUUGGCAUCUUGGUGUCCCCAGAAAAUGACAUCUACAUUGCUGGUGGGUACCGUCCGAGUAACAGCGAGGUGUCCAUAGACCAUCGAGCAGAGAGUGACUUCUGGCAGUACGAGCAUGCAGGCAACCGAUGGCUUCCACGUGCACCUCUUCUGAGAGCCCGAAUUGGAUGCAGGCUUGUGCACUGCUGCGGGAAGCUGUAUGCACUGGGAGGCCGUGUUUAUGAAGGUGAUGGGCGAAAUGCAUUAAAAUCAGUAGAGUGCUAUGAUGCCAGAGACAACUGUUGGACUGCAGUCAGUCCAAUGCCAGUGGCCAUGGAGUUUCACAGUGCUGUAGAGUACAAAGACCGUAUCUACGUCCUCCAAGGUGAAUAUUUCUUCUGCUAUGAUCCCCGUAAGGACUACUGGAGUCAUCUGGCGCCAAUGAGUGUCCCUCGGAGUCAGGGUCUGGCUGCCUUGUAUAAAAACUGCAUCUACUACAUAGCUGGGAUCUGCAGAAACCACCAGCGUACUUUUAAUGUGGAGGUCUACGACAUUGAGAAGAACACAUGGAGCCGCAAGAAAGAUCUACCCUUUGACCAAGCCACAAGCCCGUAUAUCAAGGCCAUGCUGCUGCAAGGCAAGCUACACCUGUUUGUACGAGCUACACAAGUCAUGGUGGAGGAGCAUGUGUUUCGCACUAGCAGGAAGAACUCCCUUUACCAGUAUGACGAUGAGGCAGACGUAUGGACCAAAGUCUAUGAGACACCCGAUCGCCUCUGGGAUUUGGGCCGCCAUUUUGAAUGUGUGGUGGCCAAACUUUAUCCACAGUGUCUCCAGAAAGUGCUUUGAGGUAUUUGAAUUUUGUGGACCCCGUCUCUGAGGCAGAGGGGGGAUAGUGUGGUCCAGCCUGCCUUGUGCCUGGUGUUACCUUGGGUUUGCACCACAUGCACCAUUUUUGGUUAAGUCUUAAGUUGUUCAACUUCUGGUUUAAAAUGAUCAAAAUGGGGGUGCUUUUAAAGAUUGCAGUAUUUUUUUUCUUUUUUCAAGAAAGCACCAACUACCCACACUGAGGCUUGUUUAACAAAACCGUACAAUGACUCAUAAGUGCAAUUAUACUAUUUUUUUUUUUUUUUUUUGCUUGUUGUCGAGCCAUGUUGUUCUAUUUUUGUGUUAGGUGCAUAAAUACACCAGUCAGCCACAACGUUAAAACCCCUGAGUUGCAGGGUGGGGCCUCUGUGGAUUGGGUUGUAUUAGUGCUAUCUGUAAAUGGUUUUACUGUUGUGGCUGAUUAAUGUGUGUAUGAAUUUUUACAAAUGAUAAGCAUGGAACUGAGGGUGUUGCCUCUGGAGAUAUGGAUGCUAUGUGUCAGCAUAAAGUGAAACUCUAUAUAGAUAUAGAAAUAUACAAAUAGUCAUAUAAACUAUAUAUUCAUACGGGUAAGAUGAGUACCUUAGGUCAUUAGUAGAUUGCUGGCUCUGAGGUUUGUGUGGAUUUUUUUCCUGUUCUGCGUUUAUGCCUCUCUUCAGUUUAUUUCAUAUGCAAGUUUUAAUUUGAAGUGUGCUUGUGAUUGACAUUAGUGUUUUUAAAGGUUGAAAGUUAAAUGGUAACUUUUUAUUGCCCACUCUUCCUCCACAGGUGUCAGUGUGUCAAACAUACACUAUGUGCGGCUUCCAGACUUUUUUUUUUUCCUGGUUUGAGUUGGCAUCCAUUAAGUGAAAUGUUAGAAUAUUCACUCUCCACAUUGGAGAAACAAGGACGGAGUCAAAUUUGUUGCAACACUAAGUGGCUCAUUCAGACCAACAGGUUUACCUCAGAAACUUCAGAGAUUUUUGAUUAGGAGCAAAGGGACAUUUCAGGCCGUUGUGUUGAUAUAAACAAGUGUUUGCUCUGAGUUUGAGCUCUGAGUUUGUUCUUUGACACCGGGUGAUUAAACGCUUGAAAAAAAGGGUUCCAAUAGCCUUCCUCGUAAUGCCAAAAGAGCAUUUGAGGUCUUACUAUAGUUGUCGUGGAAGUUGGAAACGGAUUUUGUGGUAGCAAUAAAUCUUGGAACUGUGAUUAGGCUAUAUUACAUUGUAUUACCUUAUUAAAAGUGCAUUAAUUGUUUUGUGUGCUCGUCUCUGCUAGCGAAGAUCAGUAGUACCCAUAACGAUUGUUUGGCUGUUGGCUGAAGUGAUGUGGAUUUUUCGUGGAGAUCUUUUGUGAUGCCAAUGUGCCUGCAGCUAGAAAAAAAGGGGCAUCAGAAUCAAAAACUGUUCCUCCUGAUGAAGAAUAUCUGAAAAGUCUUACUCAGCGUUGCACUGAAUAACUCGCCACUUCAGCGGUCCUUAACUGCAAACUUUACGAGGCACCCUCGUAAAGCUAUGAAUCCGUCUUUACACGUCAUCACAGAGGAUACAAACUUUUGGUGCUGGUGCUUUUUUCUGUUUUUUUUUUUUUUUUGACAAUCUUGUACAGAAGAACGCCACCACUGGAGGGCGUUUGCUGUCAAAGUGUGACAUUUUUAGUGCUGUCAGUUUCCUCACGCAGGUUCCUGUUUCAUCAUUGCACUACACAUUUCUUGUGUAUUUUAUCUAAGCAAGGAGUGCCCUCCUAUUAAGUGAAAACAUUUUAGCAACCAUAUAGUAAUCAUCUUAAGAGAUUUACAUUGGCAUUUAAUACAGGAAAAGUCGCAUUCAUUAAGGACUUGAGGAUAUAAUUAACUUCUCCGAGAGAAGAUUCACUGUUGACUGACUUUAACCUGAUUUCUAGUCAACCCAGCUUGAACAAUGUUUCCCACGAAAAAGGGUCAGAGUGGGUCUGGGCUUCACUCGACUGUCCACAGACAGCCAUUUGCGAACCAGGAACGGAGAACUCUCAGGAUUUCUACUGAUACCCAGUACUGUAUUUAAGUUGUUUUUGUUAUGUGUAAUAUACUGUACUAUAGAUUUGCUGUACUUGCACAGUUUUUUAAAGUUAUCUUCAGUUUCUUUUAUAACUUGAAAAAUAGAUGUGAUUUCUUUUUGUUGUCUCUAGUGGCUGUUUUGUUUUUUCUUUACAUAAUUAUCUGUUUAGUUAUAAUAGAGUAAUCCUGUUCUGUUGAGGGGGAAAAAAAAAUUACCCGCACGAGUGAUAUAUUUUGAUUUGCCCCCCUCCACCCCGUAGUACAGUAGUAUCUUUGGAACAUCUCACUGAAACUAAGCAUUACAGUUGAAGUAACUGCAUUGUUACAACAUAUUUCAAACACCAGUCAUGUAAUACACAAAGCUAUAAAACCUGCUUUCUCCUAAGAGUUGGCUGCCCUGUGCGGCCAAACACAGCUCGUUCUGGUCAUCUUCAUGCAUCACCUAUGGGUGCUAUUCCAUUGUGUCUUUUUAAUCCAUUUAUUUUUCUGUUGGUUUUUUUUUGGUUUUUUUGGGUUUCAGGUUAUAGUGGUUGUUGAGCUCAACUGUGAAAUUCACCUUGCACAUAAUUUG